Molecule: messenger RNA, 3654 nt
Organism: Cinclus cinclus
Lineage: Eukaryota; Metazoa; Chordata; Aves; Passeriformes; Cinclidae
Gene: ZNF804A
Product: zinc finger protein 804A
Exons: 4
Coding region: 1-3654 (1217 amino acids)
Cellular component (GO): nucleus
Source: RefSeq, a predicted model, not a curated record
AUGGAGUGCUACUACAUUGUCAUCAGCUCCGCGCAUCUCAGCAACGGGCACUUUCGCAACAUCAAGGGAGUUUUCCGCGGCCCCCUCAGCAAGAACGGGAACAAAACUCUGGAUUAUGCUGAGAAGAAAAACACGAUAGCAAAAGCUCUGGAAGAUCUUAAAGCCAACUUCUACUGUGAGCUCUGUGACAAGCAGUACUAUAAACACCAGGAGUUUGACAAUCACAUUAACUCUUAUGAUCACGCUCACAAACAGAGACUGAAGGAAUUGAAACAGAGGGAGUUUGCUCGAAAUGUAGCAUCUAAGUCACGGAAAGAUGAAAGAAAACAGGAGAAAGCCCUUCAACGUUUGCACAAGCUAGCUGAGCUAAGGAAAGAGAGAACCUGCGCUCCUGGAAGCGGCCCUAUGUUCAAAUCCACUACAGUGACUGUGCAAGGUGAUUGCAAUGAUAUCCCCAAAAGUGCUGCCAUAGAUUCUGCCAAAAGCCAGGAUUUCAGCUGUACAUUAAUGCACGAUGCACAGAAUUGCAAAGACAUUGCUUCUGUUAUUUCGUCCGUCCCUGGAGAUGCAGGUAGCCAUCAGUCUGACCCUAACAAAUGUGGAGAUCACGUCCAAGGAGCUCAAGGACACAGAGUUGGGUUCUCCUUUGCUUUUCCUAAGAAAGCAGCAGUCAAGCUGGAGUCUUCAGCUGCCGUUUUCUAUGAGUUUAAUGAGGAAACCUCCAUGGAGCAUGGACUUAGCAGAAGGAGUAGGUUUGUUCCAGGAACGUGUAACCUUCAGUCUCCUUCAGCAGCAGAAAUAGUUGUAUGCCCUGAGGAGAAACACAACUGUUCUCACCCGCUGGUGGAGAAGUGCACAGACACAGCAGAAGCUCCUGAAGCUCCGGAGCCAAAAGAGCUGUCCAGUGAGGAGAGCAGGCUGCUGGAGAGUCCAGCUGUACCUCCUGCCAUGUCCCACUCCAAGCAGCUGGUGUCCUCAGACACGGAUGGCCACGGUGUGGAUGUGAGUGUGGCUGACUUAGGGGACCAAACCCUGCCCCUGGUUGCAGACAGUGCUCAGGUCCUGCCCCUGGAUGGCAGCGGACACGAGCUGCAGGCAAACAGAGCUCCCGUGCAGGAGCUUGGGGAGGAUUGCUCCUCUCUGCAGGAUGUUGCAGAGGAAAACUCUAAUGACAGGAACAGUGAUAGAUCUGCAACUGGAACUGAAAUUAAAAAGCUGGGGGCAGAUGCAGUAGUUCCAUCACUGUGUGAAGAAGGUGGUGGAGCCCCAAAAAGCAAACCAGACAUAAACAAGAGACCCUGUCAGCCCUUUGUUCCCGUUCUUAGCAAAUAUGGAUCCAAUAUUCUUCAGUGGCCAUCAGAAAUGUUAAUUUACACAAGUACAGACCCAUCAAUUUCUUAUAGCUGUAAUCCCUUAUAUUUUGAUUUUAAGUCAUCAAGAGCAAGUGAAAGCCAAGAAAAGCCCAAGCAUCAACCAAACGUACCUCAUUUGCACCAUAAAACUGAAUCUAACCAUAUCUUAAUCUCAGACUUUACAAAAAGACCUACUUCAGAGUGUGGUGAUUAUGAAGUAGAGGUGAAUAAAAAUGUGUGCAACUAUACGAUACCCCUGUUAAGUGAUGUUUCCUUCUUCAGAAAUUGUGACCUUGCAAAAAAUCAAAACAAAGUGUCCUUGGAUGAGUCAUUCAGGAUUAGAAAAAUAGAAAAGUAUCACAUAUCUCAUAACCCCUUACGACAAAACACUGUGAUAGAUGAGAAAUACGACAAAGUCUGGAUCAAAGCGGGCCAUGAAAAAUGGCUUCACAAAAACAGAAAACGGAAAAGGAGAAGAAAAUGGUGUCAUUGUCAUUAUCAUCACUGUGGAGACACAACAGUUGCAGAGAUGGAGAUGUCUGCAGUAACUGAAAAAGAAAUUACUUACAGAGAUGAAAAUAAACAUCAGCACCUCCAAAACAAUGCAGAGAAGUGCAGACAUGACGCGGGAAAUAUCUGGUUAACCGCAGGUGAGGUGCAGCAGUCACAGCCAAAAUUUGGCAUUGAAAACGGUCCUAAGAGAGUCGUGUCUGCACCAGAUCACAUACACUGGGACAGAGGCUGGUGUGACUUUUGGAGUGCCAAAAGCAGUGGCCAACACCAUGGCUGUGAAGGACCACGCAGGAAGAGCAAGGCGAGCUCCCGGAGGCAGGCGAAGCAGCUGGCUCUGAGCUCCAGGAGGCACAGCCUCAGGGACUCCAAAUCCUGCUGCAGCUGCAGAGUCAGGAGGUCAAGCAGUAGCCCAGAGCAUAAAUGCUUAGGACAAUGCAGUGAGGAGAAGGGCCCUAGUCAGAACCAGCCCGUAAAGAGAGGUUACAGUGUUCUGACAGAAGAAGCCGAGAAGCCCCACCGCAAGCGGAGGCAGCACACCUAUUCCUAUUCCUCUUCCUCGGAUGAAGGCUCAUGGGGACAGGCGUUACCCACAGGGGAAUAUCUAAGGCAAGGGCACGCUUUAGGUACCUAUCACAAGGCAAAAGGGAAACGCAGGAAAAGGAAGUCUAGAAUCCAUCACGUCCUCGUCGACACGAAUGCAAAAAGUGAGACCUCCGAAUCUUCCAAAGAAAAUUCUGCCAAUUCUACGUUAAAUGUUUCGGGGGACUUACUGACUCAAGACAAUCCAGAGGAAACUAAUGCGGCUCCCAGAGAUGAUGAUGCAAAAGACAGGGAUGAAGCAAUGGAGCUGGAGGAAAGCAAGUCGCCCGUAGAAGCUGCUGCCCCACAGGUGCUGGGAGAUGACAAACCGAGGGCGUGCACAGCCACGGAGAGCGCACCGGCCGCGCCUCCUGAUGGCACCGCACCCUGCGCCGCUUCUGCCCCCGAGCGCGCUGCCGCGGCUGCUGCCGUCCGACACGGUGUCCCCCCAGAGGGAAAGGCUAAGGAGAAUGGCAACAGUCGCGAAAAUCCAGCUCGUUACAAAGUUCCCGUCCCCAACAGACAGCAGGAACAAACUCCUCCUAAGUCCUAUCUUUGCCAUUAUGAGUUGGCCGAGCCUCUGCCGCACGAGAAGUCGGGCGAGGUGGCCGCUGAGUGGGUGCAGUGUAACCCCGGCGCAUUCAGCAGCCCCCCGCCCUUGCCGUUCAAAGAAGCGCACCUAAACACUCCCACCUUUCUAACCACCGAGCAGUUAAGAGCCCCCUUCCCCCUGCCCGACCAGACGCUGCUAUUCCCUGCGGACGGCCACGAGAAGUUCAAGGAGCUGCCGUCGGAGGCGUUCCAGCAGGUGAUGCCGCAGACCGUGCUGUCGGCCAAGCUGAAGUUCGCCUUGGCCCCGCCGGGCUCUCCGCUGCCGCCGCUGCCGCUGCAGCCUCCUCUGUGCUCCGCCUCGGUGACCACCAUCCACCGCACCGUCCUGCAGCAGCAGCACGGCUCCGUCAAGGUGCUGCAGCCCCCGCAGCAGUUCCUGUCGCAGGUGCCGGCUCUCUCCCGAGCUCCCCUGGCUCAGCUGGCCGUGGGGCCGCGGCUCUGUCCCCACGCCGCUUUCGUGGCCCCGCCGCCGCUGCCGCUGCUGCCCCCGGCCGUGCUGCCGCCCGCCCCGCUCGCCUUUCCCCCGCUGCCGCACUCCGUCUUCCCGUCCCUGCUGGCCCCGCACCCGGCUGUCAUCCCCCUGCAGCCGCUCUUCUAG